AGUUGUUUCAUACGUAGCAAUCAAACAAUACAACAUGUUCUCCAAGGUAGCAAUUUUCGCUCUGCUUGUCGCAGUAGCCCACAGCAGCGCCGUCCACGGUGGUGACUACAACAGCUUCUCCUAUGGAGUUUCUGACCCUCACACCGGUGAUGUAAAGAGCCAGCACGAAACCCGUGUCGGUGACAACGUGGUCGGCCAGUACUCUCUCUUGGAAUCCGACGGCACCCGCCGCACCGUCGACUACGCCGCUGACGCGCACUCCGGUUUCAACGCCGUCGUCCGCAAGGACCCGGCCGUCAUAGCCCACGCCGCUCCCGCUGUCUACUCCGCUCCCGCUGUCUACGCCGCUCGCUCUGUCUAUUCCGCUCCCAUCGCCACCUCCUACGCCGCUCCCGCUGUAGUCUCUUCUCCCUUGGCGUACGCUGCCCGCGUCGCUCCCGUAGCCUACGGCUCCUAUGCCUCUCCCCUCGCCUACAACGCAUACGCCGCUGCUCCUCUUGCCCACGGUUACGCCUACGGUGCUCACGGAGCUGUCGCUGCGCCUCUUGCCCACGGUUACGCCUACGGUGCCCACGGUCUCGGUUACGCUGGACGCCUCUACUAGUUUAAUUAACUCAACGACUGUGAUCUUAGCGAACAAUAAAUGCGUAAAAUUUAAUCCAGUUUGUAGAAU
This is a messenger RNA of Vanessa atalanta (red admiral), 673 nucleotides long. RefSeq names its product larval/pupal rigid cuticle protein 66-like. Bases 35 to 604 code for a protein of 189 amino acids. The record is from RefSeq and is a predicted model, not a curated record. NCBI's taxonomy places the organism in Eukaryota, Metazoa, Arthropoda, Insecta, Lepidoptera, Nymphalidae. The transcript is spliced from 2 exons. Gene Ontology annotation, cellular component: extracellular matrix.